Molecule: messenger RNA, 2293 nt
Organism: Suillus fuscotomentosus
Lineage: Eukaryota; Fungi; Basidiomycota; Agaricomycetes; Boletales; Suillaceae
Product: MFS general substrate transporter
Exons: 10
Coding region: 109-2154 (681 amino acids)
Biological process (GO): transmembrane transport
Cellular component (GO): membrane
Molecular function (GO): transmembrane transporter activity
Source: RefSeq, a predicted model, not a curated record
CUUGCAAUGAUGAUUAAUUUCGGGCGGCAGCGCACCUCGCGGUGCGUAUCAAAAUAAAGUAUUAUAACCUUUUUUCGAUCCGCAGGCACCUAGCACUCCACGGCCACCAUGUCUCGAAGGCUAUCCAGAAACACCUCUGUGACUCCCUCCGAGCCGAGGGGUGUAAAUAUUCCCCAAUCCGAAGGGCUAACCUUGCCUAGCGAUCAAGUCGAUGAACAUACCCUGCACCCACAUCAACACUCAGAACACACGCUCGUGGACCAGGACGGGUCGUUUCAGCUUGACCGAGAAGAUGAGGAGCAUGAUGAAGAAAUUACAGCAUGGAAGGUAAUGCCGUGGUGGAAAAGACCUUCGCCCUACUGGUUGAUAUUUUCCACGCCUGUAGCAUCGUUGGGCUUCUCUGCAAUCAUUGGUCCUCGGGUGGAGAUGUACACUGCUCUCGCAUGUCGUGUUCAUGCGCCCGGGCUCGAGUUACAGUACGAACCGAACGGCAUGCUACAUCUAGCUCAGCCACAUGCAGUGUUAUCCGUGGACAUGGCGAAGACUCUAUAUGAUGGCCUGAAUCUAGAUGAUCUCACUGCUCCAGUUGUGUCUGCUCAAUCUGUGUCUUCAUACGUUCCUGCAGAUACUGGUUCCCAACAGUCAUCCGUCCCAGACCGCGACCAAUGCGCGUCUGACCCAGUCGUGCAAGCUGCCGUCGCACAAUUGUCCGCAGUUCUCAGCACUACUAUGGGUAUCUUGAGCUGCCUUACAACCGUUUGGUGGGGUUCGCUCUCCGACCGUUUUGGUCGAACAUUAAUCAUGGGCAUCUCGAUGCUUGGUUUGCUUGCGAGUGAUUUAAUUUUCAUUGUCACAGUAUUCUUUGUGGAACGGCUCCCAGGCGGAUACUGGUUCUUGAUACUCGGUUUUGCAUUGGACGGUAUGGCCGGUGGGAUGACCACUGGGGUUGCUGCUUCUCAUGCCUAUCUUGCCGACAGUACCCAUCGUUCUGAGCGAUCUCGUAUAUUUUCCCUAGCAUUGGGUACCAUGUUUUGUGGUGUGGCCCUUGGUCCUGUCAUUGGAGGUGUCUUAAUUCGAGCGACGGGCUCGACACUUUCCACGUUCUAUUUAUCUGCGACUGUCCACGCGCUGUACGCUGCUUCCAUGUUUCUGAUUGUCCCCGAAUCACAGACAAAAGCGAGAGCACUUGGCGCACAGAAAAGACGGCAGGCAUCACUUGAAAGGCGGAAUGGUGACGCUGUAUCCAUCUUAAAGAGCGCCAUGAGGUUCUUCAGCCCUCUAGCAGUUCUUCUGCCCGAACGUGUCAGUGUUAACGGAAACCCACUCAAACGCUCCAAGAGAGAUUGGAGUUUAUGCUUCAUUGUUGCUAGCUAUGGCUUCACGAUGUUCCCGAUGGGUAUGGUGACAUACGUGUUACAGUACGCCGCAGGAAAUUUCAAGUGGUCAUCGGAAACGAUUAGCUACUACGUCGCCUUCGCUGGAGCUGGCCGUGCGCUAUUCUUGGCUGUCAUCUUACCUGUUAUCAUCAAGCUUCUGAAACCGGCGCCUGUGCAGCUCCCCACUGCCCCAGAUGAGCCACUUCAGAACUUGUCAUCACAGACCCUUCCAAGUAGGCAUAGUGACACAGGACCACCCUCUCAUUCUGCGAAGUUUGAUCUCAAUCUCGCUCGAAUCUCUAUCGUUAUUGACAUUCUUUCGUUCGCUACAAUGAUUUUUGCUUCUGAUGGUCUCGUCUUCGCCUUCGGAUCUAUCUUGCAAUCACUGGGCGCCGGGUAUUCGCCUGCUGUCCAAGCAUUCGCGCUCGAUGUUUACAGCAGAAGGGGAGGAAAGGGCGAAGCUGGAAAGCUUUUUGGCGCCAUUGGUGUGGUACAAGCUCUUAGUUCUCAAAUCAUGGGCCCCGCAUUAUUUGGCUUUGUGUAUUACAAGACCGUCGCGACCUUCCCUGGUGCAAUUUUUGCUUUGAGUGUGGUGAUGAUGAUAAUUUCUCUCGCCUUGCUCGUGCUAGUGCACCCGCCUACGAACAAGGAUGAUGCUGAAAGUACGAUUACGAACGACGAGACUCAAGUUCCAGUGAUCCGUGUCAAGAUAACCCAGGCGGAUGAUCUUGUUCACAGUGAGGACGAAGAGGCGGGAGGACGUGACGCUCAGAGUUAACAUAGAUAAUUUUGUAGUACAAGGACACCCCUUCGGUCGGCUCUUCGGUGUGUACAGUAGCAGCUUAGGAUAUUACUAGCAGUGCAAUUAUGUGCUUCGUUCGUCUUUGCAAAUAGACACAGCGUGUCUCUUUGUGUUC